Messenger RNA from Lotus japonicus, 3965 nucleotides. Its product is annotated as pre-mRNA-processing factor 39-2. Gene Ontology annotation, cellular component: commitment complex; U2-type prespliceosome; U1 snRNP. Gene Ontology annotation, molecular function: protein binding. NCBI's taxonomy places the organism in Eukaryota, Viridiplantae, Streptophyta, Magnoliopsida, Fabales, Fabaceae. The transcript is spliced from 13 exons. Gene Ontology annotation, biological process: mRNA 5'-splice site recognition; RNA processing. The record is from RefSeq and is a predicted model, not a curated record. The coding region runs from base 112 to 3609 and encodes 1165 amino acids.
GGGAAAGUGGAAAACCGAGCAUCUGAGUUUCACUCUUUCUUCUCACCAGAACUACGUUGGGGUGGUGCGGUGUGGUUAUUGCUCUGUUCUCUUCUCUCUCAUCCUCUUCUAAUGGCGGCGCUGUGCCCCACACUCUCAUUCGCUACAGAUGACAAUGUGGAACUUGAAGAUGUUGUUUCUAAGGGCUCAUUAGCUUUUGAUGAAUGGACUAUACUCAUUUCAGAGAUUGACAACACAUAUCCUGAUAAUGUGGAGAAAAUAUGUCUAGUUUAUGACCAUUUCUUGUCCAAAUUCCCGUUGUGUUAUGGCUAUUGGAGGAAGUAUGCUGCCCACAUGGCACGCUUAUGCCCUGCAGAUAAAGUUGUUGAAGUCUUUGAACAAGCUGUGUUAGCAGCAACAUAUUCAGUGGGCAUGUGGGUUGACUACUGUAGCUUUGGUAUGUUAGCUUUUGAGGAACCAUCUGAUAUUCGGAGAUUGUUCAAGAGAGCCAUUUCCUUUGUUGGGAAGGACUACUUAUGUCAUACCUUGUGGGAUAAGUAUAUUCAAUUUGAGUUUUCCCAGCAGCAGUGGAUUUCUCUUGCUCACGUUUAUAUCCAAACUCUUAAGUUUCCAACCAAAAAGUUGCAUCAGUAUUAUGAUAGUUUUAAAAAGUUGGCAACCUUUUUGGAAGAGGGAAUGACAAGCCUGGACAAUUCUCCAAAGCAAUUGCAAUCUGAAUCUUGUUUUGAUGGAGAAAUUCCUAUGACUAUGUGUUGCAAGGAUGAUGAGAUUUAUUGCAUUAUCAAGGAUAUGAUGGAUUCAUCUGUUGGAAUGGCUUGUUCAAUAGCUGUAAAGAAGUACAGGGUUAUUGGAGAACAGCUCUAUCAUAAUGCUUGUGAGUUGUAUUCAAAGAUUAGUUCUUUUGAGGCUAAUAUUGAGAGACAUUACUUUCAUGUUCAACCACUUGAUGCAAAGCAAUUGCAGAAUUGGCAUGAUUAUCUGGAUUUUAUUGAACUUCAAGGGGAUUUUGACUGGGCUGUGAAACUUUAUGAGAGAUGCUUGAUUGUGUGUGCCAACUAUUGUGAUUAUUGGAUGCGUUAUGUGGACUUCAUGGAAGCCAAGGGAGGAAGAGAAAUAGCAAACUACUCUCUAGAUCGAGCCACCGAAAUUUAUUUGAAGAGUGUGCCGGCAAUCCAUUCAUUCAAUGCUAGGUUUAAGGAACAGAUAGGAGAUGUUAUAGCUUCCCGUGCUUUAUAUAUUCAGAGGGGUAAAGGGACAGAUUCAGACUUUGUGGAGAGUGUUAAAUCUAUAGCUAAUAUGGAAAAACGUUUGGGAAACAUGGAGUCUGCUUUCAAUAUAUACAAAGAAGCUCUAGAAAUGGCUGCAGCUGAGGAAAAGCUACAAGCCCUUCCCCUUUUAUAUAUUCAUUUAUCUCGGCUAAAAUAUAUGAGUACAAACAGCGAGGAUGCUUCAAGAGAUGUCUUAAUUGAUGGUAUCAGAACUUUGCCUCCAAACAAAUUGCUUCUGGAGGAAUUGAUAAAGUUCUCAAUGGUGCAUGGAGGGACAAAGCACAUAACUUUAAUAGAUACAAUUAUAGCUGAUGCAUUAUCUCCAAGGUCUGAUGAAUCUCAAGGUCUGGGUACCGAGGAUGCUGAGGAUAUAUCAAAGUUAUACCUAGAGUUUGUUGACUAUUGUGGAACCAUACAUGAUGUAAAGAAGGCAUGGAAUCGGCACAUGAAGUUAUUCCCAGGCUCUACCAGGAUAGAUUUUCGUCAUCAAUCAGCUAAAUGUCAAGGAUCUCUAAAUUUGAUUCAGCACAAGCGAGAAGAGGUUUUGGUUGCCUUACCUAAUCAAGCAUCUAGGGAUUCUAGUUCUGACAUGCAUGCAAAUUUACCUCAAGAAAACAGGAAAGUGUCAUCAGAGUAUUGUGAUACCCAGUUGGAUCCUACUGCUGAUGAAUUGAAUCAUAUUACUCAGUCUAAUGAUACAGAUAUGCACGGGCUUCAAAUCAUGGAAUCGGAUGACAAAGCAGGAAAUAAUGGAAGGGAUUUGGCUCUCCCUGAGGAACCAAGGGACAAUGGUCCUGAAAAUAAGUUGCCGUCUGCAGAUUUAGUGGAAGUGGAAGAGGAACCUGGUCUAGUUGAUAAGAAUUUAAAAAGAAAUUGUUCUGAAUCUGACGUUUCAUCUGAAAAUUUAUUACAGCAAACAGCCAGUGGAAAUAAAUCUUUGAAAGCAUCCUCGAAUGAGAAUGCUGUCUUCUCUCAGUGUGAGCUUGAGACUGAAGAAUUGAACCCCCGGGAGAGCACAUGCCCUGAUUCGGAACUGAUGACAUCUCAGGAGGAGUGUGACACAAUUCCAGAAAGGAGCAAGUUGAAUAGUAGAACGGUGGCGGGUGGUCAUACUUCAAAUCAAGACAACUCUGCUAGCACUCAAGACUCUGAAUCUGCUCAAACUCAUGUUGAAAUAAACAAUUCAUAUUCAGCAUGCCAUCAAGACGAGAGAGCUAGAAGAUCACUUCUACCACCCCGGUUUUCUAGAAAUAGUGAUGGAAAGUGGCAUCAGAAAAGAAAUACCGGUAACUUUCGCCGAGGUCACAAAUAUGGUCAUCGAGAAUACACACACAGAAAACAGCACCAACAGCAGCAGCUGCCUCCACAACAAUUCCAUCCAGCUGGAGGGGGACCACAAUUGCCUGUCACUCCAGGUUACGCCCAAUCGGAAAUGCAAGCCCAGCAAUUCAAUCAAGGACAAACUCAAUUUCAAGCCACUUCUACUCCUGCUGAUUUUGUUGCAACUCAUAGUUGGCCUAUACAAAACAUUCCGAUACAGAAUUCUUUAUCUCAGUCUCAGUCACCAGCCAAUAUCACAUCACAUGUAUUUCAACAUCCAAUGCAAGGCAAUGUACAAUAUGGAUAUAUGCAGAAUGGCCAAGAACAUAAUCAGAUGUGGCAGCAGUAUUACUACCAACAGCAGCAGCAGCAGUUGCAACUACAACAACAUUAUAUGCAAUUGCAACAACAAUCAACCCAGCAGGAACAGUCACAGCAACUUCAACAACACGGUCAAUUGGUUCAACCACAACAGUUGCAACAACAACCAUUCCAGCUGGAACAGUCACAGCAACUUCAACAACAUAAUCAACUAGUUCAACCACAACAGUUGCAACAACAAUCAUUCCAGCUGGAACAGUCACAGCAACUUCAACAACAUAGUCAACUGGUUCAACCGCAACAGCUGCAACAACAAUCAUUCCAGGCGGAACAAUCACAACAACUUCAACAACAGAGUCAACUGGUUCUACCACAAAGGUUGCAACAACAAUCAUUCCAGGUGGAACAAUCACAACAACAACAUAGUCAACUGGUUCAACCACAACAGUUGCAACAAUUGCUGUUACAGCAACAGUUUCUGCAGCAGCAGCAAUAUUUUCAACAGCUACAACAACAGCAACAAGAGCAUCCUGUUUACCUUCAGCAGCAACAGCCAUCAACACAGAGCAACAACAGUCCUGUAGCAGACCAAGGGCAGGCAAUAGUGACAUCACAGAGCAAUGAAGAGAUAAUGUCGCAACAAUCAGGCGAACCUGGGUUGGUUUCUUCUCCUGUUCUGGAUCAUCCCCAAGAGGAUUGACAUUUCCUUGUAGAUUUGACAUGUUUAUGGUUGUAAAAUUCAGAAUUUACUCUGCGAAAACUUGGCACAAGGACACUGGAUCCCAAUAUGAAAUUCUUAGCAGCUUCCACCCAAAGCAAAAAAUGGUCACAGUAAUUUGCAUUAUAGUUAAAGAGUAUGUUACAAUUGUUUGGCCAUCCUAGUGAGAGUUGAUAAGUUCUGGUGACGCAGCUUCAUAUGUAAAUAGAAUUCUUAAGCACAUUAUAAGCCUUAAAAAGUCCAUUUUGAUAAAUAGAAUGAUUAAGUUUAUUUUCAGGAACCUUUAUUUUGAGAAUAAGAUGUUCAUUCCUUCGUGACUGAAAACUUACAUUGGGCCA